This is a messenger RNA of Dentiscutata erythropus, 366 nucleotides long. The record is from the annotation of a GenBank genome assembly. Lineage: Eukaryota; Fungi; Glomeromycota; Glomeromycetes; Diversisporales; Gigasporaceae.
GAUAAGCAUAUAAGCAGUAAAAAUCUUAUCCCUUCAAAAGGUUAUGGUGAGGCGCAAUUGGCCGCAGAACUAUUUGCAUGUGGAAACGAAAAUAUGCUUUGUAUUGCACCUCAAACUCAUGUAAUUUUUGAUCAAAUUAUAUUUGCUGUCAGGGUUAUUUCUGCAUAUUUUACAUUCUACAAGACUGUAAUCCCUAAAGAAUACUGGAAAGAACUUGAUUAUGGAUUACCACGUAAGGAGUCAAUUAUAAUUAAAAGAUGGCCAGAAGAUGUGCAUCCAACAGGUGGUCUGGAUAUCACGGAACCAAGUGGAAGGCAAAAUGUAUUGGGAGCUUUUUUCACAAUUCGUAAACUUCUUAUGCAAUAA